Clarias gariepinus (North African catfish) is the source of this 4595-nucleotide messenger RNA. Its product is annotated as leucine zipper putative tumor suppressor 3. Gene Ontology annotation, biological process: regulation of dendritic spine morphogenesis. The record is from RefSeq and is a predicted model, not a curated record. The transcript has 6 exons. Gene Ontology annotation, cellular component: dendritic spine. Lineage: Eukaryota; Metazoa; Chordata; Actinopteri; Siluriformes; Clariidae. The coding region runs from base 209 to 2629 and encodes 806 amino acids.
CCCCAGGAAUCUGCGGAACCUGAACCCAGCGGCGGCGGCGGCGGCGGCGGGAGAGAGGGAAAGUCGCGCGCGCGCUCACACGGACGUCGGUGGAAGAGGAAGAGGAGUCGCGCGACCAUGUGCGUACCUGCAGCCCAGCUUGGCCGCCUCGCCUGCCUCGGCCCAUUGGCGCCGUGGCCAGCUGAGUGAGGAGCACUGAGCUCCUGGUAUGGGCAGCGUGGGCAGUGGAGCCUCCAGCCAGCGGGCCAUCACCAUGCGAAGCGUGGGCACGCGGACCACCCCGAACGGGCCCCUGGCGCCUGCGCUGCCCCCAAACUCUGUCCGCCGGCGUCUGGAUGACCGCAGCUUCAGCGCUGACCGCCUACCAGCACCGGCCACCAAGACAGCAGGUGUCACUGCCAAUGAGCACUCUGAGCGCGCAGCCGCUUCUCACAAUGCUAAUCGGCAGCACACUGUCAAUGGUGAGCGGCUGCUCUCGAACGCUUCUUUCUCCGUGAGGAGGGAACCAGGCCACAGGAGAGGCGAGAGUCUGGAUCUGUGUGGAAACAGCAUAGUCCUCAACAACAACAACAAUGAAAACAAGAACAGCAGCCAUCAAGCACCAGCGCAGCAGCACAAGGACAAGAGCAAAGCCAAGACUGACAACCACAACCCUCCAAACAUGAUGCCCCUUUCUGGCAAGCUGGAUCAAGCACAGGCACAGCACGGUCUGAGCACUGAGGGAAAGGACGCUGACGCACUGGUCCGUCCCUCGGCCUUCAAGCCUGUGGUGCCCAAAAGCUUUCAUUCCAUGCAAAACCUGGUGUGCCCCCUUCAGACCAGUGUGGGUGCAGGUGGGGGCUCGUCAGGAAGUGGGGCAGGUGAUAGAGGUGGUCAGGGCACCUCAGGAGUCCGUCCAGAUGAGGGAAACCCUAACAGUCGUGGAACACACUCUGGUGGAGGUAUUCGAGCAGGCCAGGGCAGCCUAUCUGAUUCUGGCAGGAAUUCACUGACCAGUCUGCCCACGUAUGCAGGUACAGGCUCAGGCUAUGGCCCUCCGCCGGCCCUCGGGCCCCUCAGUGCCUCCACCAGCCACAUCAACCAGCUGGGUACUGCAACAGCCGGCCUGGACAAGCCAGAUAAACCAGGUUACCAGAAUGGACUGAGUGCCUCUGACAGUGGACACUCGUCUUCGGGCAAGAGCUCGUCAUCUUAUCAGCGUCUUAGCCACUUGAGUGAUGCGCCUGCGCCAUUGAGGCCGUCGCCAUCCUCCGAUGACGUCAUUCGUGACCUUGAAGACCGCUUAUGGGAAAGAGAGCAAGAGGUGAGGACCAAGGUGCUCCAUAUGAGACGGAACUUGGAUCAGAGUGAAGCGGCAAUUGUGCAGGUGUUCGAGGAGAAGCAGCGGGUGUGGGAGCGUGAAAUGGAGGAACUGAGGCAGAACUAUGCUGGGCGGCUGCAGCAGGUGACCCGCCGUGCCCAACGUUCGCAACAGGCCCUGCAGGCCCAGAUCAGCCGCCUUCAGCAGGACAAGCGCAGGCUCCAGGACGAGAUGACGCUGCUCCUGGCCCAGCGUGAAGAGCUGGAGAAGAAGUGCCUGGACUACAGAAAGGAGCAGGCUGACCUCCUGCCCAAGCUGGAGGAGACCAAGUGGGAGGUGUGUCAGAAGGCAGGUGAGAUCUCCUUGCUGAAACAGCAGCUGAGGGAGAGCCAGGGCGAGGUGACCCAGCGUGCCGGAGAGAUGGUGGCCCUGAGGAAUCAGCUGAAGGAGCUGAACGCCCAGCUGAGGGAGCGAGAGCAGGCCGAGAUCAGCCUGAAGGAGUCCUUCUGCACCAAGACGCUGGAGCUGGAGCGCUGCGAGGCAGAACUGCAGGCCAUGCUGGCCGAGGUAACCGUCCUGAGAGACAAGCUGAGUGCUUUUGAGACAGAGGUGGCCGGGCUGAAGAAAGCCCUGAGUGAGCUUAGCAGCACUUCUAGCACUCGCACCACCGAGUCCAGCUUGGCUGAUAUGGGUCAGCUUGUGCUGUCUCGCAGUCGGGAACGUCUCUUCUCACCCCUCAGCCCGCCAGAGACGCCCACCUCGUUGCCUCCUCUUUCGUCACUGCCCUCUGUGUCCUCGCUGCCCCCUGUGCCCUCGCUCCCCCCUUUGCCUGCACUGCCUGCCCCGGACCCACUACUCAGCCUGCAGAGCGAUGACUCCAAGGUGCAGCGGCAGGAAGCGGGAGACCUACGCCGCCAACUGGAGCUACUUCAGGGGGAGCUGCGUCUGGAGCGGCAGCAGCGCGAGCGCCAGGCGCUUACCUUCGCCCACGAGCGCCAAACCUGGCAGGGAGAAAAAGAGCGUGUGCUUAAGUACCAAGCACAGCUGCAGCUUAGCUACGUAGAGAUGCUACAGAAAAACCAGGCACUGGAGGAGCGCGUCGACCAGCUCGGUGCCCAGCUGUCCACUCCCAUCCUGGUAUCACCGGCAACACCAACUUUGUCACCACAUUCAGCUAGUCUUGAAGUGCCCACGGCGGCGCCCGUGGCCGUGUCAAUCACAUCCCCGACUCCUCCGGUCGAGGAGAAAAAGGUGCCCGCUCUGCACCAGCUGGCGCCCCCGUGGCCCGUUCCCACUCGUCUGGAGAGGAUCGAGUCGACAGAAAUAUGAUGCCAGUAUGAGCAUGACCUCUUUUGAUGCAGUAUAAAAAAAAAGAAACACUUAGAGCACCAGUUACAAUAGCGUUAAGUACAAACCCUCCUGAAACAAAAAACGUCAUGUCUAUAACUUCUGAGGACAGUCCAAGGAUGCCCUGCUGAGUGAGGCAGACGUCAGGGUUGAGGGGUGUAAGUUGCUGAAAAAAAGUAAUACGUUUGUGUGGCCUUAUGACUGACCUGGGAAAAGCUCUGGAUCCUUAAAGGUGUUGGUUGGUGUGGUAGGGGUGUAGGAAGAGCUGGCCCUGAGUCUGUAGCCAAGAGGGACGUGAGUAGAUCGAACACUCAGGGGAUAAGGGAUCAGGCAUUAAUAAUCCAUAAUUUAAGGCUAGACUGUUGUAAGCUAGCUCUCAAUGCACGGUUCAUGAUAACAAAUGCGUCAUGAUAUAAAUCUCUAAUAAACAGCUGACAAGUUGACCUUUUAAGACCAUCACUGAUUUUAUUUAAAGGUGCAGUUUUGUAAGCUAUAAACAUUUCAGUGAAAAAAACUGUGAUUUGCAAUAUCGCCACGCGGUGGGUGUGGCUAGUUUCGUCAUUUUGGUUUGUUUAAAUUUAAAUAGUUUAAUUUCCCCCUGCUGGAACAGAAACACUCUUAACCCCACCCCUUUUUCUUAUAAGGCGACACACAAGGCCUAAACAGAACAGGUAGCAGGUUGGUGGGGACAGGAAGGUUUUCUAAUCUUUUUACUGCAAGUGCAUUUUUCACAUCACAGGCAGCAACCACAGGGCUGAACAAAUUACAAACUGCUCCUUUAAAUAACAUUUCUGCAAACCAGAUACAGAAUAUAUACAAAAGCAUCCAUAUUAGCUCAAGAGACUUUUUUUUUUUUUUUAAUAAUUAUUAAUUAGGAGCUACAGGGAGAGAGAGAUGUGAUGCUCUUCCUGUCUAUGGUGCUUGUCCAUACCACACCAGUGUGUGUGUAUUUUUGUUUUCCUUUCCUUUUUUUUUCAAGAAAAAAAAAAAUUGAAGGACCAAAUAUUUAGGAAGUGUUGUUGGUCUCGGGUUCCCUCAUAGUGGACGUAGCCGCGGUAGUGAUUACCAGUGGACUCCAAGACCUGGCGUGAUGUGUAAUAUACAGUAGGAGCGUGCCUCAACCCUCCUGCUCUGAUAACAAAAGCAGCGGCGGAGGACCGACAAGUGGUCAUUUGACUCGAAUGACGUAUUACCAGAACAUUUCUGCUUUUCACCUUCGUAUUCCAUGUUUCUGAAACAAUGUAGAAUAUAUUAGAGAGAGAGAAAGAGAGAGAGAAAGAGAGAGAGCGCGAAAGAGGUAUCGAAAAAAAAACUCUAACAAAAAAAAAAUAGUUUAAUGCACUUUGCUUUGGUCUCAGACAUUUUUUCUUUUUUUUGCUUUAAGAGAGGUGUGUGUUUGAUGAACAGCAUAUGCUGAGUGAUGUUUGGUUUAUGAAGCUGCUAGUUAGAGGAGAAGUCCUGAGCGGCUGAGCCAAAAAAAAAUAAAAUAGAAAGAAAAUAAAUGCUAAGAGGGCGAUUAGGAUAGUGCGUGGUCGGAGGAGGGCGCACUUCUGAAGCAUGGUCCGUCCACCGCUAACGAACUAAUGAGUCUGUUUAAGUGGGACCUUACCUUCUUCCAAAAAAGAAUAUGUGUCGAUGUAUACUUUCUGAAAGUAUCAUUUAGAAUAUUUGACUUAAAAAAAUCUAUCUAUAUAUUAUAUAAUAUGCAGUAGAUUGAAGUGAUGUUUUGAAGUAAGUACACCGUGUACACCAGGCUUCGUUGCCAUAUCUGAGUGGGAUAUAAAGACUGACACGUGCGAUUGUUUAGUAUGGAUUCUGAUGGUUUAGGUAGAUUUACAACUAGUGGUGACGAGAAGAUGGAGGUGGAAAAUUGGUAGCAUUAAAUAAAAAAAAAAGAACACCUUUUGUCACAAAGUUUACAUCUUCAUGCUAAUGCAUACCAUGUGAU